AUGUCAAAAGUUCAAAAGAAAAAAUCAAAAAAAAGGACGAGAAUUAUCGAUUUAGCAGAGGAGGAAGCAAGACUUAAAAAAAUCAAAGCAAUUCAAGCGAGAAGACAAAAAGUUAUAGACGAAGUUCAGCUUUCGAUACGGAGAAGAAGAAAGGAAAAAAUAGCGAUACAAAACGCAGGGUUUGACAAGGAAGAAAGAUUGCGUCAGAAACAAAUUAGGGAUGCUGCGAAAACGGGUAGUGACAAAGAGAUGUUACAGAUUCGCGAAGAUCUGAAAAAGGUUAUUGAAACAGGCAUAAAGUGUGUGUACACUUCGGUAAUUAUACCAGAAAAGAUCAAAUACGAUGGCAAAUCAAUAUUAACUAUUAAAGAUGUUAAGUACCGACUGAGGAAUAAUUUACAUAUUGUUGGUUGGGGAAAGGAAGCAAUAACCAUGAGCGCAGCACUUGAACGUAUCGUUCGUAAACAAUUAAAAAAGGGAUGGAUGGUUGUACCACGGAAAUCACUUUUUAUGAUGUGGAGUUAUCCGGAAGCAUUUCCCAGACUGGACAGUCGUAUUUCAUAUGUUGAGGCUGGAACUGACGGCGAGCCAGAUCUGAAAACUGUAGAAGCUACUAGAAAAAUCUUAAAUUACUGUAGAAAAUUAAAGAAGAGAGAUCUUUUGAUUGUUAUGAUCUCGCAAGGAAAUGAUGAUCUUCUCUGCUGUCCACGAGACACAAUUACAUUAAGGGAUAAACUUAGAGUGAUAAAUAGGUUGAAGGCUGUUCAAGCAACUCCCGAAGAAAUAAAUACUGUAAGAAAUAAGCUGUCUGCAAUUAGAGGCGGCGAUCUAGCACGAUUUGCUUACCCAGCAAGGGUCAUCACUCUAAUUACAUCAGCCGUUUCCGCUAAACCAAUGACUCAAAUAUCAGGUGGACCAUGUGCCUUCGAUCCAAAGGACGUGACAAGCUUAGGCAUUUUAACAAAAUACAGACUCAUUAAUAGAUUACCAUUAACUGUAAGAGAUUUAGUGGAAGAAACCAUUCCAUGGGUCAUGGCUGCCGAUAAACAAUUAGAUGAGAAGAAGAAUUAUAAAUUCGUUCAUGAGUAUGUGAUAGCCUGCAACGCCGAUGCCAUGGAAUGUAUGUCCACGGACGUGUUCAGGCUAGGUUUAUUUCCUUUAAAGCUUAAUUCCACUUGUUUUGGAGAAAUCCAAGAAUUUGCUCGAGAAUACGUUAAACUUGCUUCCUUAAUGAUACUAGCCGUCGAAGGUAAAAUAGAUAAACUAGAUAUGUACGAAGCGAUGAAAGAAAGUCCUAUUUGCCCAUUGACGGACAAAAAGAUUCAGGAAAUAUUUCCUGCGAAAGAUAAAUGGGGUUUGGGGUUGUGUCUCCUGUUAGGGGGACGACCGUCUGUCAAUCUUCGUCCUAAUCCUGGUAACGGCGGACCUAAUCAGGAACUUGCUGUAUAUUUUUCAUUAUAUUGGUACUUAAGAACGCAACAACAACCGAUUUUACGAGAAUACACGGUUUGGUUCUCGGGCGGUAGUUCUUAUGGUAAAGAUGGCAAUAGCGAUGCGGUCGGGGCAUUUGGAUAUAAAAGUUUGGCCCCUGAUGUUUAUUUGACUUACGACAGGACGAGAAGCCGGUAUGACGAUGCUCGCGAUAAAUGGCGGAGACUUUGCGAUGAAAACCGUCCCUCGUCUGAAAUAGCGGACGCGUUUAAAGAAUUUAAUGAUGUCGAACUUAUAAAGGAAAAACAUGCUGCUAUUUUUCCUCAUAAAGUUCUUGCUAGGAACGAUACAAACUUAAUGUUUUCGUCUAUUAACGACGAGGAUGACUUGGUGGAACUAGAGAGUGGAAAUUAUUAUACAUUUACGAACGUUGGAGAUCUCCAUAUCAUACGGAUUGUUCGUUUUCAAUGUAAUUGUGAUAGUGUUUGUCAUGGACAUGGGGAAAGGAUAUGUACUGAUAAUGAAUGCCCUAUCACUGAAACAUUGUCGACAGAAACGAAACCAAAAUUUCAAUCUUGCUGUCGUGUUGGUACCGAAAAAGGUUUCGGACAAUUGCUGUGAAAAUUCAUCGUGAAUAAAGUAGAAAAUGUUUGAGCUACUUCGGGAAAUAAAGGAACACAUGACAAAGAGCUGUUUAUGGAAUCA
Molecule: messenger RNA, 2136 nt
Organism: Osmia bicornis bicornis
Lineage: Eukaryota; Metazoa; Arthropoda; Insecta; Hymenoptera; Megachilidae
Product: glycerate kinase-like
Exons: 4
Coding region: 1-2052 (683 amino acids)
Biological process (GO): protein phosphorylation
Cellular component (GO): cytoplasm
Molecular function (GO): glycerate kinase activity
Source: RefSeq, a predicted model, not a curated record